AUGGAAAGUUCCUAUGAGCUUCAAGACGAAGAUGAAGAUCGUCAACGAGUUAAUAACAUAGCGUUCAAGCAAUUGAAUAGAAGUUGAAAAACUUUACUCUCUCCAUGAAUUUUUCUCUCAUUCAGUUCAUUCGGCAUUAUCUGAAAAGCUUUACGAGGAAACUUGCUCUCUAGCUCUUGGCGUCUACGAUUUUGGAGGAACCUCUGCUGUUUCAUCUCAGAUGUGGGAAAAACUUUACGAGGUUUUUUUUUAGAGAAAACUUAUUUUUAUUCUGGAAAAUUCAGAUAUUUGUCGAAUAUGAAGCCCAUACAAGAAGGAUGCUACCGGAUGUGAGGAUUUCUGCCAAAACUCAGCGAUAUGCGAAUGAAGCCGUUCAAAUAAUGAGCAUUAUGGCUUGUUUCACAUCUCUCAGCCAGAACGAGCACUUCAUCGAAACUCAGGUUUUUUGAAAGUUCUUGUGCAUUUGAAAAUGGAUAUUCUGCAGAAAACGUCGCUUCUAAGCAGAAUGAUUGUUGAAGAUGUCGAAUUCCGCCGUAUUUAUGCUCUUCUUCUUUGGGGAGAGAAAAUGAUCAGUGAGCAGCAAAUUGAACUUGGCUUGAAUGAGAAAGUCGUCGAGCUUGGCCGUAUUCGUUCAACCAGGUAAGGGAACACUGAACAAUUGUCUCAGCGGAAACUUCGAUAUAUUUUAUUGACUUUGUUUAGAAUGGAUUCCCUCAUGACAUUUCGAGCCGGAUACAGAAGCGCUGAUCAUACAAUGAGGCCAUCUAUGAAUUUGGAUGACCGAGGAACAGCCGAAGAUGAAAAAACUGAGAGAAACGCUUUGGAAAUAAUCUUUCAACUCACAAGAUGCGGCGAAAUAGCCAAGGUAACUGAAGUCUUUUAAAUUUUCGCUGUAAACUCUGAUAUACCUACAGUGAAAUAAAGGAGUAUUACAGAAAUGGUAAAAUUCGCUCUCAAUUUUUAAUAAAACUCGAAAAAUAGCGUACUCUGUACAAAUUUUCUCACACAGGCGAAUCGAGAAGGUACCAUAAUGUGUCCAUCGUGAGACCUCCGGCAUACCUUCUAGCUAUAUCUGAGCCAUCUCGGAGGUACUUUAGAGUUUCCCUCGAGUACAUAUAACUCAUUUUGCUCAAAAUCCUCAGGUUUAUUUGAGGUUCCAUGGUGAGACUUCAGAGCCUGCGAUAUAACUCAGAGGGUCUCGCGAUAUUCUUUCUCGAUUCGCCUAUGCAUUUUAUUACUUCGGGCGAAAUUCUUUUUUCAAGUUACUUUCUUUUCAUUCGAACCCCAAAACUUCUAGAAGAAGAUUACUAAAACUAAAAAAAACUUAUCAAGGUGUUCUUUUUUCAGGCUGCCGAAGUGGCGUUGAGCGUUGGCCUGGGACCUCAGGCGGCUCAACUGCGCAUUUAUCAAUCGAUGCGCACUCCAGAAGAAAUGCCUCUUGAGCCCAAUGACCAAAACAAGGCUUUUUUCAAGAGGAUACGUCGUGCGAAGUAUUUGGAAGUCUUGGACACCUUGCUGCAGGUUCCUCUCUAGCCUUUCUGUCUUUUAGCCCAGCUCUAUCUCAGAAGAACGUGGACGCCUCGAACCCGCAGAUCGCCUUGCUCGGUGCCCUCCGUGGCUCAUUGAAGCCGAUGCUUUCAGUGGCCAAAACAAUGGCUGAGAAGGUCUGGGCGUACGCCAAUGCUGCCGUUAUGGCCAGGUUUCUCAAGUUUUCUUCUUUUGAGAAAAUCGAUCUUUUCAGUCUCAUUCGUGCUGAAUCAGCCAUGUCGGCCGAUAGUUUCAGCCGCUUGUUCAACGUGCCGACGACUUCAAAAGCUAUUUUCGAAGAGCUUUCGAUAGUUGAGGCUUGUUUUUAGACCAUAAUCAUAGUUUCAUUCAGGAAAAUGAAAAGAAGGGAGAGGUUCUGGUUUUAAUGCGUCUGGCUGACACCCUGUUGAACGAUGAGUUUGAUGAAUUUUUUGCAUUUGCUGAGAAGGAAACUAGUCGUUAUGUCCCAUUCGAAAUCAACUGCAAGGUGGGUUCAGGUAUUGAUGAAAAGCUGGAUUUUCAGUUUUACAGGUCAAUCCGAUCCUGUUGGACCUUCUGUUCCAUCUUGUCGCUGUUCAAUAUCUCACAGGCCAAGAUAAAAACGUUUGUUAUAAUUCCCUGACACGGCAAAAACAUUUUCCAAUUUAAGGAUAUGGGGAAUAGUGUUGUUCUACGCCAAUUCGCCGACCUCAGAACCCGUCACGGCACGUUUUAUCAUCGCGAAAUGGCAGCUUUUUAUUCGCGAUUUCUGCUCGACGAUCAGAAGGACGAAGAGAUUCUAGAGACAAUGAAGAGUUCGUUGGAUUCUAAUGAUAAGGCGUUGAUGGGAGCUGUUCAGAUGUCGAGAGCGUGGAGGAACGGAUCAUCUUCAUGAAAUCUUUGCGAUCUGCGGAGCUCGACUUUGGUCGCUAUGCUUGCACUGUGAUCAAAGGUGUUCGCGACGGAGAUGAGGUAUUUCAUUGAAGUCUUGAGUGAUUUCCAAACAUCGGUGUUGAGGCUGGCGUCGUCAGUUUGGACGAACAAAUCGACCAAUGGCAAUGGCUUCUUGUGGGCGGAGAUGAAACGGCGCUGGCGGCUCUGGAGGAAGGGAAUCGGCUGCUCCGCAAAUGUCUUCUCUCAGGUACGCCUCAUCGUCUAGAGCAAGCCGACUCCUUUUCCGACAUAGUUUGCGUUAUCUUUUAUUAAUAUAUAUAUCUUUCGAAAGUAGAUUGAACAUUAUGGCUUGAAAACUUCUUGCUCACCACCUACUCGAUUACAUCUAAGACUCAAAAAACAAUAAAGCAUAGAUUUAUAGAAAAAAAAACGCAUAUAACUGGUUAAAAAUUCCAUUGAUCACGAAAGCCAUUACUGUUUUUCAAUGAUUCCCCUAGUUCAAUUAGUGUCUAUGUUUGUUCCAAAAUUCUGGAAGGUGCUUCCUAAGUUAUUCAGUUUUGAUUGGUUCACUGAAAGAGUGCUCUCAGAACCGAUAGAAGAAACGCGAACGAGGAGAAUAGUGCGUGAGGUGAUGCGGUUCAACGUUCUGGACACCCUUUCCAAGCUGCUCCUCGAUGCUUCCAGCGACGUCGAAGUGCUCUCGCUCCUCGACAACCUCCACGACGGCUCUGUGUCUGCUCCGUCGACGUCAUCGCACGUCACUGUUGAGCGCAUCGAGCACGCCUCCAACGAGUUUGUCGCUGUCUGCACCUUCUUGGUUUCCUUUUCAUUCGUGACAUGACGUCAGUGUUCUUCAGGAUUUGUUCAACUUCUGCGUAACGAUCGCACUCAAGCUCAAAAUUUUACUCCUGCACGAGCCUCUUUCUGAAGAAGAACUCCAGAGUCUUGCGAAGGAAAGUCCCGACGUCGACUGGGAAGCGACACUCAAAGUUCGUCUUUUUCAUUGAUUGAUUAAUUUAUUAUCCGCUCAAUAACUACUAUCGCUGUUUUAUAAGAUUUUUAUCAUUGUAGGGCUCGAAUGUUGAGAAAUCAGUAAAUCUCUAAAAUUUCGAUAAGAACCAAUGAAUAGAGCAGAAAUUCGUCUGAAAGAAUUAACUUCGAAAAAAAUUACCUCACGGAAUUUGUUUGAAAAAAAGCUUUUAAGCUGAAUAUUGAACUGUAUAUCGAACUUUUUAAGCUGCGAGCGCGUGCCGAAGCUUUGUUGCGAGAGGAUGCGGCCGCCCAGAAGGAGGUCGACGUCCGACGGAGAAACAUGAACGUCGUGCAGAAUAUUCAGGUUGUUCCAGUCAAUUUCUAGUUCUAGUUUCCAUCUUUCCAUGUCUUAUAUGGUCUUCUUCUUUCGAAUAAAGUUAAAUAUUUUAUCGACUUCAAGUGGAUUAUUUUCAGCAUUCUCAGCCACUCAUUCGUUCUCUUCUGAGUAAUGUCGGCUGGCGCGUCGAAUUUUUCCUCGCCCCUGGUGGAGGCGCCGACUAUCACAAGGUGCCCGAAAAAGUUCGCUCCUCGCAAAUUCUUAUUUUAGAAGCACCGCAACGAGAUGAUAGCCAUUCGCAACAAAUUCAUUCCCAAAAUCAUUGAAAUUAUCGCUCGAGCCUCGAAAGAAGUCAACGAGUUCCCUGCAUUCAUCGAAUUCUUCGACAGUAUUUCUCAGGAGGAUCUCGCUCUUUCGCGAAAUCAGGUCUGCUAAGCCACUCGCAAAGUAUCUCAAUUGCUUUUUUUUUAGUUGAAACUUUUACAUUCGCUGAUGGCCGAUUUGAGUUCUAGUGAUCACGGAGCUCCGUCAGCAGAAAAUGAGCAAUAA
Caenorhabditis auriculariae is the source of this 4258-nucleotide messenger RNA. Lineage: Eukaryota; Metazoa; Nematoda; Chromadorea; Rhabditida; Rhabditidae. The record is from the annotation of a GenBank genome assembly.